Messenger RNA from Sporothrix brasiliensis 5110, 2973 nucleotides. RefSeq names its product centromeric protein E. NCBI's taxonomy places the organism in Eukaryota, Fungi, Ascomycota, Sordariomycetes, Ophiostomatales, Ophiostomataceae. The transcript is spliced from 2 exons. The coding region runs from base 1 to 2973 and encodes 990 amino acids. The record is from RefSeq and is a predicted model, not a curated record. Gene Ontology annotation, molecular function: microtubule binding; ATP binding; microtubule motor activity. Gene Ontology annotation, biological process: microtubule-based movement.
AUGGCUUCAGGCCUUCCGAAAACGACACGGCCAUCGAACGCCCCGCCAGCGACAGCGCUCCCAGCUCUUCCGAUGGCGAAGACACGAAAGAGUGUGGGAUCCCUUCCUACGCCAACAGUCGACAAGUCCACCCCAAGCACACCCCGGAGUGGUCUCCGGGCACCAUCUGUUUCUGGCGUUUCCAACGCUGCGCCACAAAGUGUGACCCCCGGCCUUCUUCAGCCCCGCGCUGUCUCCGGUAUCAACGGCGCCGGCAAGACUCUCAGAAAGAGCGUCAGCAUUAACUCCUUCCCGCAACCACCAAGAUCCGACAACCGGGGGACAAGUUUACCCCCAAGUCCGUUGUCGAAUGGGGCCCCCUCUAGUCGGAAGCUGAAGACGCCAACGACUCCCAACUACACAUUUGGCAGCUCUACGCCAAGUUUAUUGAACGGCACGGGCGAGGGUAAGUCCGUGGCUCGGCCCGGCCAGCGUAGCUCAGAUGGACUCAUCAGCGUUGCAUCUCCGGCACAAAGCCGUAGUUCUUCCGCUCAGGACUCCUACUCUACCUCGGCGACACAAUAUGACGACGUCGGCGACCUUGGGCCAAAGUCUGGGUUGGGUAUCUCGACUGAGGGUGGAUCUGCUAAGCGCAUGUCCAAGACGGAUGGCAAGGGCAAUGUCAUAGUCAGUGUUCGUGUCCGCCCAGAUGCGGGCGGCCAAGAGCACAAAACUGAUGGAGAGUGGAUGGUCGAUGGUCGCAAAUCUCUGGUCGCAUACCGGGGAAAGGAGGGUGGCGAUUAUUUUUAUGACAAUGUGUUCUCAACACACGACAACAACUCUAAGGUUUACGAUCACAUUGCCAAGCGACUUGUUCGACGGGUCAUGGAGGGUUACCACGGCACAGUAUUCGCAUAUGGCAUGACAGGCACGGGCAAGACCUUCUCUAUGCAAGGUACAGCGUCUUCUCCGGGUGUUAUUCCUCUCGCCAUCACCGACAUCUUCUCUUACAUUCGGGAAACACCUUCCCGUGAAUUCUUGCUGCGUGUCAGCUACCUCGAAAUCUACAACGAGCGCAUCCACGACUUGUUGAGCAUGCCGACAAAUGGUGGCGUCGGAGGAAACGUGCCGCAAGAAGAGAUCAAAUUGCGUGAAGAUAGCAAGCGUGGCGUUUAUGCCAGUCCUCUGAAAGAGGAGAUUGUCCAAAGCCCUACCCAGCUGCUUCGCGUGAUUGCCCGUGGUGACCAGGCCCGUCGCACAGCCAGCACGCAAUUCAACUCGCGGAGUUCUCGCAGUCACGCGGUUGUGCAGAUCGUUGUCGAGAGCAGAGAGCGCAUUCCUGGAAAUGCGACCGGCGGCGACAACAAGCGUGGCGGUCUCCUUCCGGGCGGUGUGCGCGUGUCUACCCUGAGCUUGAUCGAUUUGGCAGGUUCCGAGAAGGCGGCCGAGACGAAGGAGCGCCGUACGGAGGGUUCCCACAUCAACAAAAGUUUGCUUACGCUGGGAACGGUUAUCGCCAAGCUGUCAGACAGCAAGGACAAGGACCCAAAGCAAGCAGACAAGGACGGCAAGCAUUUGCCAUACCGAGACAGCAAGCUCACACGCUUGUUACAAGGCGCUCUGUCUGGCGGCUCGCUCGUCAGUAUUCUGUGCACGAUUCAAAUCGGAUCCGUCGGCAGCGUCGCAACAGCCAACAGCCACACAACCGAGACGAUCAACACGCUGAAAUUCGCAUCACGCGCCAAGAACAACAUUGUCAGUCACGCCAAACGCGCCGAGGAGGCCCUGGGCGCCGGCGGCGAUGGCGGUGCACGUGUGCUGCUUGAGCGGUAUCGUAUGGAGAUUCUUGAACUACGCGGAGCGCUCGAGACGCAGGCCAAGAAGAAGUCAGAGGAAAACGAAGAGGAGGAUCGUGUCCGCGAUGCGGAAGAGGAACUAGCACGGGAGCGCGAGGCAGAGCACCGUCACGAAGAGCAGAUGCUGGAGAUGCAGCUUGCACGCACAGCACUGAAGGAGCGGAUUGACCAUCUGAACCGACUGAUUCUUAGCUCCAAGUCGAUCGGUGUUAACACGGGCGGCUCCUACAGCUCACUGGGAAUGCAUCCGCGGUCAUCCAUGGCGUCUGUCCGCUCUGUGGCAACCACGAACGGCGGUACGUCCAUCAGCGGCAGCCGGUCUCUGUUGGAGAGAACAGCCUCGACAGCAUCCUCGUCUUCCACCGUCGGUCGCGGUGCUGGUCGGCAAAGGCUCUCGGGCAGCGGUACAGCUGAAGGCUCGCCGGCCGAGGACGACGACAGCGCGGGCGAGUUUGGUGAUGGCAUUGCAUCUAUGCAAUCUCAGAACGUGGCAUUGCAGGCCGACUUGGCGGACAAGAACCGGUACAUUGCCACGCUCGAGAAGCGCUUGCUGCAAGCGCGACGAGCGAGUUCGUCAAGAACAUCGGUCGGCCUGGGAUCAACCAAGGGUAUUAUGGUUGGCGAAGACCAUAGUGUGUCUGCGGUGAUUCGUGACAAGGAUGCCGAGAUUGCCGAGCUUCGCGCGAAAUUGGAGGACAAGGACCGCAUGCUUGCGGCACUUCGGACCGCGGCACGAUCGCGCGACAAUGCUGACCGUGUCGACUCUCGAUCUAGCUUCCGGACCUCGCAAAUGCUGGAACCCCCGAGCAGCCCACCCGCCAUGGCCCUCCCGCCAACACCCGCCAUGUCCACUGGUGUCAAGUCCCCCGUCCUGGGCAGCGGGAAGCGGCACAGCAGCUCUGGCUUCCCUCGUGCGCGCACAAAGAGCGUGGACGAGAUGAGCCGAAUGCUCGAUGAGAUGAUCCAGGAUCGCGUCGAGAGCGGCCAGCUUGUCCGUGGCACACGUGGCAGCGUCCGCGUCGCGCCCAACGAACACAAGCCGGAUGCUGUUCUGGCUGAGCCUACCGUCGACCUCGAGCCGUUACGGCGGAGCCCGUCUCUGAUCAACGAGCCGGCACCAGUGGCGAUGGAGGCAUGA